AUGAAAGCCCUUGUGCUCAUUUCCACCGUUUGCCACGUGGCUGCAGCUGUAAAGUGUCAUUUUGAUGAAGAUUCGUGAGUUUUCCAUUCUUUUCAGCUAAAAAAUGAUUGUUCAGAACGUGCGACGGAGAUUUCUGCGUUGGCGUGCGUCGGGGAGUCAGUUGGCACAGUUCGCCCAUUUGGGUACUCGGACUCUUUUUGGCUAAAUUUCAGUCGGAACAGUUGCAGACGUGCGUCAGUGGAGUGAAGAAGCCGUCGGACGAGUGCGUGCUCGGUUACGACGACGAGCUCGUCUGCUUUUGCGAGUACGUCACCGCGCUUUCGUUUGAAUUCUACAAUGUCUGAUUGCCCGUUGCGCGUUGCGUUCUAUCGCAAAUUUAGUGCGGUGGAGCGGAGCCUUCAGCACGAAAUUUCCACCAACUUUAAAAAAAAAUCAUUGAUUUUGCCAUAAAAACAGACUGUAUUUACAGCACAGACUUCUGCAACAAUCUGUCGAUAUUCCGCUCCAAUGUGACCACUCUUCCGGUGAUCGAAUGCAGAGAAGUCCGCUUGAGAGAGUACUUGCCAGUGGCGUGCAAUGUCUGCAUCAGAACCGUCAGAUAUGUAACUUUUCAAAAAGAAGGAACAGUUCAGAAAGCAGCAAUUUCUUUAGGAAAAACAAGACGAGGGCGGCGAGUACGAGCACGAGAGUAAGGAAGAGGGCGUGAGGUGCAGUGACGAUACCAAUUCGGCCGAGUUCGUGCUUGAUCCUCAAGCGAUGCCACAAGACGCAAUAGCUGAGAACUUUCACUCGGACGCCUGCUACAAUGUCUCAAUGCACCCGAACAAGUAUAAUGUGUUCUGCCGAUGCUCUAAAGUUUGUUUUUGUCACGUGAAAACCCGGCCGUGAGAAUUUCUAAUUUAACACUGAAUUAAAGUGAAGAGCGCGAUUGUCAGACUCUACGGCAGCAAUAAACUUUAAAAUUAAUUUGCAGGCCAACUGUAACUCCCCGGAGACGGACAUUCCGUUCCCAAUAUCUGCGCCGACAACGUCUUGUUUUGUGGGCGGACUGGAUUCAUUUCUGAAUAGUGGAAAGUACGGUUAUGCAAAAUAUGAAAAGAUGACGAAAACGGAUAGUUUUGCGGACGAAGGGCGUGAGUAUUUGUCACUAGAAACUUCAGUAACAUUACUUAAUUUUCCAGUUGAAUGCCGGGGACACUAUUGUUUCAUCGCUACUCUUCCGUUUGACACGUUUGUACACGGUGGAGAGCGUUACUACAAAGGUUGCGUUUCUGCGAACGAGCAAGGAGAAAACCGGAUCCAAAUGGGCUAUUUAUUGUUGAAUAACGUUGCCUUCUACAUCUGCGACACGGAUUUUUGCAAUUAUAAUAUCAAUAGCACUAUGGAAGCGGCGUGGAACUCGACGAACACUGUUAAAGAUAAUUUAUCCUGUUCAACUUCCAAUGUUAUUUUUGUUUUUUUGCUUGUGAUCACUGCUUUUUCGUCUGAAACCGUUUGAAUUGAAUUUGAAAAACAAAACUGAUUCUUUGUGCAUUUUGCCGUGCGUACGCAAACACCGCCAAGUCAAUGUGACAUAACUGACGACACUCGCAGGAAGCUGCCUUCAAUUCGGAGAGCUUCCGUGCCUGAAAAAAUGACAAAACCGAAAGCGGUGAUGUUGAGCAAUGAUCGAAAAUUCAAAAUAGGCUUCAAACUACCCGUUCACUCGGAUAACCACGGUCGCGGAUACGUUUCAAUGCCUCAGGAGCACGCAAACGUCAACUGGUGAGUCCUAUCGCGGCGGCAAUUCCCAAUUUGCUCGAAUUUUCAGGCGAUGUGGACUCUUGGGCGUGGAGGACAACAAACUAGGCAUCCAAUUAAUGUGCAAUCAAGAGGAUCGUUCCAACUUCUGGAGUUUCGACCUCAGUUACGUGUUCGAGAUUAAAAAUACGGGCGGAGAAACGUUGAAGGAGGCGGGAAGCUUUCGAUUUCAAGCGAAAACGUACCUUUCGAUUCGGGUCAAAAUGGAGGAAAUCAGGAGAAUCGCGACGAAAGGCGAAAAACUGAUUGCGCAGUUCACAAUUGAGAUGAAAAAUAAAGUUGGGAUAAGGCCGAAAAGGAGUCACGACUAUUCGGUCAAACAUCAGCAUCUCGACAAUGUCAAAAUCGUCGUCGAGGGAAAAAGCAUAUUUUGCAACAAGCAGGUUGACAAAUACAUUCAAAAUUUGCAAGAAACUUUUGAUUUUCAGAUUCUUGGCCUGCAAUCCGAGUUCUUUAUGGGUCUGCUCUUCUCGGAAGGCGCCAAAAAUGCCGAUGAGAUUAAGCUGCCCAAAGAAUUUACUUACGACAAGGUCCUCCGGCUCAUCAAGGUGCUUUACAACGACGGAGACGCCCUGAGUCGUAAGUACUCGAAAAAAUCAGCGAAUUCAGAAAUAAAAUGUUGCAGCUGACAAUGUCGAGGACACUCUGGCGCUGGCACAUUAUCUGAAGUCGGACAAUGCCCGUCAGAGAUGCGAGCGAUGGCUGAGCAAGACGCCAAACAUGCCGGCCCAGAAGAAGAUGAUUCUCGCCGAAAAGUUCGGGCUCAUAGAGCUGCAAAACGAGUGCAUCGCGAUGCUGAAGACGUCGAAACAAGUGCAGAAGCUGUUCGAGAACCCGCGCGACUUCACGGACACGGACAUUGCCGAGCUCAUGAACCGAGUGACUCUUUCCAUCGUCGGCCAGUCCUACGACAUUUCCUCAGCGCUCCGAUAA
This is a messenger RNA of Caenorhabditis sp. 36 PRJEB53466, 2733 nucleotides long. The record is from the annotation of a GenBank genome assembly. NCBI's taxonomy places the organism in Eukaryota, Metazoa, Nematoda, Chromadorea, Rhabditida, Rhabditidae.